CGUCUCAAAACCGUGGUCUUGAUUCCCACCGUAUCAAGUCCGUCUUCCUCCCGGCACGCCGGUUUCGCGGUUUCAUGCGAACUACGUAUAAAUCUCGCCGGAGCACCUUGCUCUCCCCACCGCACCUCACUCCACCUACUGCUACUACUACUUACUCAUCUUUUUAGCUACUGCACUUGGCUUUGCUGCUACUGCUCGUUCACUUCCUUCCGAUCUCGUACAACCAAGCUCUGCUCCCGGCGAAGGAAGAUGUCGACGGUCACCCGCGCCUACCUCGACCAGAGGCUCGCCGCAGCUAAGCGCUGCUCCAGAGAGGCUGCCAUGGCCGGAGCCAAGGCCGCGGCCGUCGCCACCGUCGCAGCCGCAGUGCCCACACUGGCGAGCGUGAGGAUGCUGCCGUGGGCCAAGGCAUACCUGAACCCGACCGGGCAGGCGCUCAUCAUCUCCACCGUCGCGGGGAUGGCCUACUUCAUCGUCGCCGACAAGACCAUCCUCUCCCUGGCCAGAAAGCACUCCUUCCAGGACGCGCCGGAGCACCUCAAGAACACCUCCUUCCACUAAUUAGACGCCGUGAUUAGCUAGGGCGGGCGCAAUAAACUGAUCGACGGCCGUACGUGUCUGAUGAAUGUGUGAAUGAAUGAUGAUAGACUGUAUAGUGUUCAGUGACACUGUGACAGGGGCAGUGCCGAAUGAUGUAGUGCGCUUCUCCUCCUUCAUGUACUUUUUCUUUUGUUUUCUUCCUUCUUCUUCAUGCACUUAUCUGAUGAUGAUGUGCAGUAAUAAUUUAUGUAGCCGUGUAUUAUCUUCAGGAGUAUUAUCUUAUUAUCUUGCCAGAGGUUCGUAACUUUACGUAAAA
This is a messenger RNA of Hordeum vulgare subsp. vulgare (domesticated barley), 856 nucleotides long. RefSeq names its product early nodulin-93-like. Lineage: Eukaryota; Viridiplantae; Streptophyta; Magnoliopsida; Poales; Poaceae. The record is from RefSeq and is a predicted model, not a curated record. The transcript is spliced from 3 exons. Bases 250 to 561 code for a protein of 103 amino acids.